AUGUCAACGCAGAAGAACAAGUACUCGGUCCUGCUGCCCACCUACAACGAGCGCCGCAACCUUCCCAUCGUUGUAUGGCUUCUCAAUCAGACGUUCACUGAGCACAAGCUCGACUGGGAAGUCAUAAUCGUCGACGACGGCUCCCCCGAUGGAACCCAAGAAAUCGCCAAACAACUCAUCAAAGCCUACGGUCCCUCUCAUAUCAAACUGCAGCCCCGCGCCGGCAAGCUUGGUCUUGGAACAGCCUACGUCCACGGACUGCAAUUCGCGACUGGCAACUUCGUAAUCAUCAUGGAUGCGGACUUCUCCCAUCAUCCAAAGUUCCUCCCACAAAUGAUCAAGAAGCAGGCAGAGGGGAACUACGACAUCGUAACAGGAACACGGUAUGCCGGAGACGGAGGCGUUUACGGAUGGGAUCUCAAGAGAAAGAUGGUGUCAAGAGGAGCAAACCUUUUCGCGGACACAGUGUUGAGGCCGGGGGUCAGCGAUCUGACUGGAUCUUUCCGGUUGUACAAGAAGGCGGUCCUGCAGGAGGUUAUGAACAGGACAGAAUCAAAGGGGUACACAUUUCAGAUGGAGAUGAUGGUGAGGGCGAAGGGCAUGGGGUUCAAGGUUGCAGAGGUGCCUAUCUCGUUUGUGGACAGAGUGUAUGGGGAGAGUAAAUUGGGAGGAGAGGAGAUUGUGGAGUACCUCAAGGGUGUGCUCAGUCUUUGGGUUAAGGUAUGA
Fulvia fulva is the source of this 726-nucleotide messenger RNA. RefSeq names its product Dolichol-phosphate mannosyltransferase subunit 1. Gene Ontology annotation, molecular function: dolichyl-phosphate beta-D-mannosyltransferase activity. Gene Ontology annotation, cellular component: endoplasmic reticulum membrane. The coding region runs from base 1 to 726 and encodes 241 amino acids. The record is from RefSeq and is a predicted model, not a curated record. The transcript is spliced from 2 exons. NCBI's taxonomy places the organism in Eukaryota, Fungi, Ascomycota, Dothideomycetes, Mycosphaerellales, Mycosphaerellaceae. Gene Ontology annotation, biological process: protein O-linked glycosylation via mannose; GPI anchor biosynthetic process.